AUGGCGGGCGGCGGUGGAUCCGAGUUCGAAAUACAAGGACUCUUCAACACCCUUCAAGGCCAUGUGGACGAUAUUCGAAGUCGUUUACAGUGCGGGAUCUGCAUACGACCUCUUUAUGAGCCAUUCAGUCUCGCUUGUGGCCAUACCUUUUGUUACACUUGCCUAGCCCAAUGGUUCAGCGGGGGCCGAUCAAAACGAACUUGUCCGGACUGCCGGGCAGCAGUCAAGACCCAGCCCGCCCCGGCGUAUCUGGUUCGAGAGAUUGUGCAGAUGUUUACUAGUCGGGCAGAGCUAUUGGACAAGGGGGAAACGACGCAUGAACACUUGGCCAAUCGACGUGCGGAGACGGAGAAACUAGAUCAGGAUAAAGCCAAUACAAAUCCUCACACCGGGGGUCUCUUUGGAGGACUCUUCAGACCCAAAGGACCGGCUCUGAAGCCUCUGAUCGACGCUGAUGACGGGGUGCUUCGCUGCCCACGGUGUCAGUGGGAACUUGAGGAGAAUGCCUGUGGGGGUUGUGGCUGGACCUAUCGACCGGACGGUGAAAUGACUGAUCUUAGUGGAACCGACAACGAUGAUUACGAUGAGGACACUGAUUUUGAUUCCUUGUUGGACGAAGAACCGGAAGAGGAGGUGUUUAGAUUCUACAGGGAACUCAUGUCCCAGGAACGUCAUGCGCCGUACGGGCCACACUACGCUGUCGGCGACGCAGACUUCAGGGGGGAUCUCUUUCAUCCUCUUAGGCAAUUUUUGGGUGGACGGCAAUUCAACAUGAUCUUCGACCCCCACCGCUUGAGGCAGGGACGAUAUGACCCAUUUGACUCCGAAUACGAAGGUGAAAUGGACUUCAACGAUGAGGAAGACGAGUACGAUGAGAUGGACUCAUUUAUCGACGACGAAGAGAACCAAGCGUACCAACAAAACGACUCCGAUCAUUCCACCGUGGUGGGAGAUCCACGCCGUCGAACUCGCGAGUCUCCAGCUCACCGACACGGUCGGCCCGUUGUGAAUCUCGACUCUUCCGAUGAGGAUGAUGAAGAUGACGAGAAUGACGAAACCGAUUCCACGGAACCAUCAACAUUUCGUGGGAACAAUCGUUCAACUGGAACUAUGCGGAGACCAGGCCGCAUGAUUCCUCCCCCACCCAAUCCGUGGCACCCUGCACACCACUGUCCACGACCAUCAUCGACACUCUCUAUCACCAGCGAUGAGGUGUCGGAGGAAGAUGACGAAGAUGACGAUGCAGAGGAGGAAGCCCACAAUGAUAUCAUGCACAAUUAUGAGAGUGACAGUGACAGUGACAGUGACAGUGACAGCAAUCGGGAAAGCCAAGAUGAGGACAACACGGACGAUGAGGAAGACGUCGAGUUUCCAAAUCAGCGAAGGCGAUUCCAUCGCCGACAAGAAAUUCCCGCUUCAAGUGACGACGAAGAAGCAAGCGAAGUCACAGACGGCCCGUCCCCUAGGCCUGUAAUGGGGCCUAUGUUCGCUGGCUUAUCAGCGCGUAGUGCCAUUCCUAUCGCUGACUCCGAUGACGAGCAACCGGUCGGACCCAUACGAAGGGCGGCACAAAGGCGUCGCGCACGAUACUCGCCGUACUGA
This is a messenger RNA of Penicillium diatomitis, 1602 nucleotides long. RefSeq lists its product as uncharacterized. Gene Ontology annotation, cellular component: nucleus. Gene Ontology annotation, biological process: proteasome-mediated ubiquitin-dependent protein catabolic process. NCBI's taxonomy places the organism in Eukaryota, Fungi, Ascomycota, Eurotiomycetes, Eurotiales, Aspergillaceae. The record is from RefSeq and is a predicted model, not a curated record. Gene Ontology annotation, molecular function: ubiquitin protein ligase activity; metal ion binding. The coding region runs from base 1 to 1602 and encodes 533 amino acids. The transcript has 4 exons.